This is a messenger RNA of Penicillium paradoxum, 3378 nucleotides long. RefSeq names its product SAPS family protein. Lineage: Eukaryota; Fungi; Ascomycota; Eurotiomycetes; Eurotiales; Aspergillaceae. Gene Ontology annotation, molecular function: protein phosphatase binding; protein phosphatase regulator activity. The transcript is spliced from 3 exons. The coding region runs from base 1 to 3378 and encodes 1125 amino acids. Gene Ontology annotation, cellular component: nucleus; cytosol. The record is from RefSeq and is a predicted model, not a curated record.
AUGUUCUGGCGAUUUGGGGGAUAUGCGAGUAUCUCCACCAUCGAUACCCUGCUCGACAAACCCGAUGUCACUCUUGAGGAGCUUCUAGAGGAGGCUGAAAUCAUUCAAGAAUUGAAACAGCUUAAUACGAAACUCAUUGAAUACCUGCGCGAGGAUCAUGUCUUGAAACGGCUUAUGGACUAUGUCACUGCACCGAGCUUGGUGACUGAUGACGAAGAAGAUGACGAAGAUGAUACCAAGGCGAAAAAUGUCUCAGAGAAGGAUAAAGAUGCUACCACGACGGAGCAGACGGACAUAGAUGAAGAGAAGGAGAGAGAUCCGUUGAAAGAUAUUCUUGGCGCGGAUGAUCUGGACAAGCUCGAGAAGAAUCGGCUGAAGCAUGCCUAUAUUGCGUGUGAAAUUCUCUCGUCUGAGACUUGGUCCAUCCUUGAGUCUAUGAUGGCAAACCCUUCAUAUCUGCGAGACUUCUGGGGCUUCCUACGACGAUCCCCACCGCUCGAUUCUUUGCAGGCAAGCUACUUCACAAAAGUAAACGAAACCCUGCUUGAUAAAAAGACCGAGGAGAUGUUGGGUUUCCUCAAGUCCCUCGAUGGGAUUGUUCCGGCAUUGUUGCAGCAUGUUGAUAACCCGAUGGUCAUGGAUCUUCUUUUGAAGAUUAUCAGUCUUGAGAAGGCAGAGGGUGGCCAGGGUACCGUCGACUGGCUCAAAUCACAGGAUCUGAUACCCAAUCUCCUGUCUUUCUUGUCACCCGAUCGCCCGGCACCUGUUCAGACAUCCGCAGGUGAUUUCCUAAAAGCGAUCAUUACCAUCUCCGCAAAUGCCAGCCCGAACGACCAGUCAUGUAUCGGCCCGAACAGCUUGACACGUCAGCUCGUUUCUUCCCAGUGCGUGCAACAGCUCAUUGAUGCUAUGCUCAAGGGUGGCAACCCCCUGACUGUGGGCGUUGGUAUCGUCAUCGAGGUCAUUCGUAAGAAUAAUUCCGAUUACGACCCAGAGUCUCUUGGUGGCCCUGAUUCAAUGCUUACAACUUACGAUCCAAUCUAUCUUGGAACGUUGCUUCGCCUUUUCGCCAAACAUAUUCCCCAGUUCAUGGCUCUCAUCCAAAGUUCCCAACACACUAUUCACGAUGGAAAUAAGCUCAAGACUGUUGAGCGAGGAAAGUUGAGCUCUGCAUGGGGCGGUAAAAUUGAGCCCCUUGGGUUUGACCGAUUCAAAACAUGUGAAUUGAUGGCAGAACUACUUCACUGUAGUAAUAUGGGCCUCUUGAAUGAACCAGGCAGCGAUGAGUAUGUCAGGCAAAGAGAUGAGGAGCGUGAGCGGUUGAUUCGGGAAGGAGCCUUCCACGCUCAUCCAGAGGAGAACUCUGGGAUUGACUAUAAUGAUAACACGGCUGAUUUCGCAAACGAUUCAGCCUUCGGUCCUGAAUCUCCAGAAGAUAUCAAGAUCACAGAAGCGCCAAACAUGGGCGAAGAAGAAGGGUUUGAGGAUGUCGGUGCAUCCGGCGUCUUGGUGAACGAGAAAUCCAGCGCAGACACAACGACUACUGCAAUCUCACAGCCAACGGAAACGAUCCGCGAGAUUCCUUCAACAGAGAAUACAGCUGCGGAGCCAGCAUCUUCCGAAGAACCCACAAAUCCUCCUCAAAAUUCCACUGCCCCCAUUGACCCUUCGUCGCCUAGCAUUGGUCUUCCUGACCAAGUUGGCAAUAUCAAUCUCGAAAACACACCACAAGAGGAGCAGCAAAAGCCUGGGAAGGACCGAGAGCCUGUGACUUCUCUUCCCCAAGAUGUCCCUGCUCCUUUGUUCUCAAGCGAACAGGCAUCGGGUUCAAACCAGAGCCUUGCGAAUCAAACGGAAGAGAAAUCUACCGCCAACGAGCAGACCGAGGGAAAAAGUAACCUGAACGACGGAGGAGACGAGGACUCCGUCGAACAAUAUAUCCAAAUUGACACCGACGGGCGUCCUGUGGUUGGUGAUUACUUGAAGAUCCAGUUCGUAGAAAACAAAGUGGUCCCAACUAUCUUGGGUUUCUUCUUCCGUUUCCCAUGGAAUAAUUUCCUCCACAAUGUUGUUUACGAUGUGAUUCAACAAGUCUUCAAUGGGCCUAUGGAGCGUGGCUAUAACCGAGCUCUUGCAGUCAAUGUAUUUGAGAUAGGAAAAAUUACCACUGCGAUUGUUGAAGGACAAAAGCGCAGUGAUGAGACUCAGCGGACCAAACAAAUCCGCCUUGGAUACAUGGGCCAUCUUACUCUUGUUGCAGAGGAAGUUGUCAAGUUCAGCGAGCGUCACCCGCCUGAGUUGCUUUCACGAUCCGUUAUGGAGAGUGUUUUGAAUCCCGACUGGAUUGAGUACGUUGAACAGACUUUGUCCGAGACUCGAGAGCGUGACAAUGCCAUUCUCGGCGGUGUUCGCCCUGAUAUUUCGGUUGGGUCCCGCCAGUCUAGUCUGAACAACACCAACUCUGCCCAGAGCUUUUCUAAUUCCAACGCUCUGUCAGAUGCAGGGUUAAACGGAGGAAUUGGUGGCUCAACCUUCCAGAGCUUCGAUCUCAACCAGGGAGGCAUCUCAGGUGGAUCCUUCACUGGAGGUGGCACCUCCCUCUUGAGUGGCUUUGCUAGCUCAAGCGAUGACGAGGAUGAAGAAAUGGAGGAUCAGGACGACAGGGACUCCGGAAACGCUGACCUAGGCGAUACUGACAAUGUGUCAACAAGUUCAGCAAGCCAACCUAUUCCUAUCUUACCCCCACCACCUGCUCCACUGAGCCUUGGUCCAUCACGGGCUCGCCGUCAAUUAGCUGCGCGCCUUGCCGCCCAAAAACAGCAAUCACCCGACAAUAUGGAGGGCGACGGUGAAGGCGGAGGGGUCGGAGGAAGUGAAAAUCGAGACUCAGACUGGCCAAGCAACCCAUUCGUAAUUGCAGGAAUAGACGAUGAUGCCGAAGGAGGCAGCUCGGCGUUCCCCCACAGUGACUUUGGUUCCGCCAAUGCCAAACAUUCACCUACCUUCCCAACGUCGGGAUUCAGCCCUCCAGACUCGCUGUCGACCAACUCAUCUGAAGACGAAAACGAUGGCCACGCGGAGUCUGUGAGGCGCCAGGUACGUGUACCCCUCGAAGUCGAGGAUGACGAUGACGACGAGAUGGGAGAGAUGGUUGGACCGAGUAGCGGCAUGAUGGACUCGGACGAUGAAGACGAGGCCAUCAUCAAUGAAUCUCUGGGUUACUCUAACCUCUCGGGGCCCGGUCGGUACAACAAUUUCCGCCGACCCCGGGCUGUCAGCUCCCAUUACGAUGACGAGCAAAACGACAGCAGUGAUGGCGAGGAUGAUGGGCUUGUAGAGAUCUUGGUUCCUGGCCGCAAGUCUUCGACUUCGAAUUAA